Molecule: messenger RNA, 2687 nt
Organism: Apus apus (common swift)
Lineage: Eukaryota; Metazoa; Chordata; Aves; Apodiformes; Apodidae
Gene: AUH
Product: AU RNA binding methylglutaconyl-CoA hydratase
Exons: 10
Coding region: 186-1169 (327 amino acids)
Biological process (GO): fatty acid beta-oxidation
Cellular component (GO): mitochondrion
Molecular function (GO): enoyl-CoA hydratase activity
Source: RefSeq, a predicted model, not a curated record
GCCCCGACCCGCCGGCUCCCGGCAGGCUCUCGAGAACGCAGGCCGCUCGCCGGGCCCGCGCGCCACGGGCAGCGGCGGGGGAGGGGGGCGGCGGCGGCCCGUGCGUGCCGCGGCCGGUCACGUGGGCGGCGGUGGCGAGCGGCGGCAGCGGCGGCAGCAGCAGCGGCGGCAGCAGCAGUGGCAGCAUGGCGGCGGCGCUGGGCGGCCUGGGCCUGCUGCAAGGCCGAGUCAGGCUGGCAGCUGCAGCCGCUGCGGCCUCCUCCCUCGGCCAUUCCGGCCGCCGGGCGCCGUUGCGGAGAGGAGGAGGAGGCGCUGCCGCCGCCGCUCUCCCCUUGGCUGGGAGGACAUACGGUUCCCAUGCGAAAGAAGAGGAGGAGCUGCGGGUCCAGUACCUGGAUGACGAGCACAAAGGAAUUGUGGUGCUUGGAUUAAACAGAUCUCAUGCCAAGAACGCACUUAGCAAAAAUCUUUUAAAAAUGAUGUCAAAAGCUGUGGAUGCUUUGAAAUCUGAUAAGAAAGUACGAACUGUUAUAAUCCGGAGUGAAGUUCCAGGGAUAUUCUGUGCUGGUGCUGACCUUAAAGAAAGAGCAAAAAUGCACGCAAGUGAAGUUAGUUCUUUUGUCUCAAAAGCAAGAGCAACUAUUAAUGAAAUGGCUAAUCUGCCUGUACCUACUAUUGCUGCAAUAGAUGGAGCUGCGUUAGGUGGUGGCCUAGAACUUGCAUUAGCCUGUGAUAUAAGAGUGGCAGCCUCUUCUGCUAAAAUGGGCCUAGUUGAAACAAAGUUGGCAAUCAUUCCAGGUGCAGGGGGAACACAGAGGUUACCUCGGACCAUUGGAAUGUCUUUGGCAAAAGAACUUAUCUUCUCUGCACGUAUUGUAAAUGGCGAGGAAGCAAAAUCAAUAGGAUUGAUUAGCCAUGUUGUAGAACAGAAUGAAGCAGGGGAUGCUGCAUACCGAAGAGCAUUAGCUCUGGCAAGAGAAUUUUUACCUCAGGGACCAGUAGCAAUGAGAGUUGCAAAACUGGCCAUCAAUCAGGGAAUGGAGGUCGACCUAGUAACAGGUUUAGCAAUUGAAGAAGCUUGUUAUGCUCAGACUAUUCCAACAAAAGAUAGAAUUGAAGGUCUUCUUGCGUUUAAGGAGAAGAGACCUCCUCGCUACAAGGGAGAAUAGAAGAAACUGGUGCCUUUAAAAUACAGUGGGAUAAAAGUACUGCUGUGAGGACCAUUAGGUGCACUUUGCAUCCUCACUUGGAAUAUCAUAGCCACCAAACGAAGAGCAAAUCAUGCUGAUGUUAUAACAUUUUGAUUGUGUCCAUACUUGCACUGGGCCCAGAUAGAGAUGUAUGUCAACUCAUGCUCAUUACAAUUUCUGAAGGUUUAUCUGUGCACUGGCAAGGUCACAGGUUCAUGCAGCAUUUUUAAAAAUUUCAGAUGUAUGAAACAUACCAUUCCACAAUUGAAAAAGCUCUGUAAAUUCUUUAUAUAGAGAAAACCUAUAUGUGAUGUUAAGUAUAAAUCAGCUGUAUCAUUUUAUAAAAAAAAACCAACUACUGAACACCAAAAAAAAGAAAUUGUACCAAUAUGCAUUUAAAUGAUUCUGCAUACCACUAAAAAUUAUAUUUGAGUAUUCUACCUUAAUAUGUACGUUAUUAAUAAAGCUAAGGGAAAUGAAAAUAUUAUUGUAUGGAAAAUGUGAAGCUUUAAUUGUGUGAUUUAUGCUAUUCUAAGUAAAAUGAAAUUAGCUUUAGCAAAUAAUGGCAUCCUUAUGAUUAUUGCCGUUAUAUUCAUUUAAUUGUACUAAAUGAAGACACUUUUGAGACUAGCCUUUAACUGUUCAUUCUUGUAUGUUAAACCUGGCCUUAUCUUUCAUUCUUCCAACAUACCAUCUGAUAAGCACUGUCUGCUGUAAUGGAACCUUAUUUCAUGUGCCUGAGUUAUUUUAAAUUUUUUAUUAUUGUAUUAAAGAAUGUGGUGCAGGUUUGCAACUAAUGCACUAUGAAAGAAACUAGAAUUCUCUUAAGCUCCAGAAUAUUCCUUUUGAAGUUCCUGAUAAUCUGUAUUUUAUACAACAGGGAUGCUAUUGAAAUGUUCUUUAUUCUGUGGCAGCCUCAGUGUUCUUUUCAUACAUAGAGAAAAAUCCAGUAGGUUACAAGGUGAGAAAACCACUGAGGGUCAUACUGUGAAUUUGCUGUGGGUAUGGUGUAUAAACCAGAUGUAACUUCUUAGAAAGUAUUUUUCUUACCUUGUCUGAAAAAUAAACAUGGCUUAGCAGUCAGAAACCGUGUUUUUAUAUGAAAACAAAUUUCUUCAUGUUUGGUUAGCACUGGCUCACAAAAUUUCUGCAUGCUCUGCUUUUUCUGCAACAUUAACUAUGGUCACUGUCCAUAUCUAUGAUCAUAAAGCAGCUGAUCAAUAUGAAAUGACAAGAACUCAAUUAAAUUCCUAUUUAGACAUAUCAUUACAUGUAAAUUGAUUAUAACUGAUAGGACACACACUUUGUUGACUGGUAAACUUGCUGAGUUGAGCACUUCAUUCACAAUAAUUUGCAAAUCAAGUACCAGUGCUUGUUUUGAUAGUCACAUAAAGCCUGUAGGGUUGUUUUCUCAUGUUUUUGAAAUGCUAACAUGUUAUUUUUACUGAGUAGGAAAUAAUUAUGAUAAUAAGUAAAAAAAUAAUGUCUGUUCUGACA